ACUUCUGCUUCAGCAUUUUUCUAAUUACAAUCGUGAGCACGGACGAGUUUCUCAAAUGUCAGAUUAGAGAGAGAGAAUGAGAGGAGGAGGGAACGCGGCAUAACAUUCCCAGUCAGUCAGUCCAGUGUGACUGAUCAAAAACUCCCCUCCUAUCGGCAGUGCAGCACUCGGCUCCACAAAAAGAUCAUCGACAGGUUGAGAGACAGAGAUAUGCUAUGCAUUGCCCGAAUCUAUCCGGUUAGAAGAGUUGCUUUGCAGAGGAAUGCAACACUCCAGUGCCCCAAGGAGUUGUCCAUCCCUGGCCUGUAGCCCUGGGCAGACGGCUAUACACAACUGUCGUCUUAUUUCCAUGGCCAGUGACGUGGAGGUAACCACGAUGUGCAGCUCUCUGAGUCCCAAGCAGGUAAUUGGCCCAGGCCUGACCGACAUGCAGCAGUACAACCAAUGGCUGACCAGCCGCCACGAAGCCAGCCUCCUGCCAUUGAAGGAAGACCUGGCCCUGUGGCUCACCAACAUGCUGGGUCUGGAGAUCACAGCAGAGAACUUCAUGGAGCGUUUGGACAACGGCUUCCUGCUGUGCCAGCUGGCUGAGACGCUACAGGAGAAGUUCAAGCAGAACCAGACCAAGAACCAUGGAGAGGUGCCUGGCGCUGACCACGGAAAGGCCAUCCCGUGUCGGAGGAUCCCGUGUCGUGCCAGCGCUCCCUCUGGUUCCUUCUUCGCCAGGGACAACACAGCUAACUUCCUGACCUGGUGUCGUCAGGUGGGGGUGGGAGAGACCUGCCUGUUUGAGUCUGAGGGACUGGUUCUUCACAAGCAGCCACAGGAAGUGUGUCUGUGUCUCCUCCAACUGGGAAGGAUAGCAUCUCGGUACAACGUGGAGCCUCCUUGGCUUAUCAAGCUGGAGAAGGAGAUAGAACAGGAGGAGAUAGCACCCCUACCUUCACCUGUCUCCCACUCUCCAUCCCCCUCUCCAACCCCCUCUCCAACCCCCCCAUCCUCCUCUCCUUCCAAGUGCUCGUCGUCUAGCCAGAAGAGCACAGGGAAGCUGUUGGAUGAUGCAGUGAAGCAUUUCUCGGGGGACCCUCCCUGCAAGUGUCCCAAUAAGUUCUGUGUGGAGAGACAGGCCCAGGGCCGCUACCGCGUUGGAGAGAAGAUGCUCUUCAUCAGGAUGCUACACAACAAGCAUGUGAUGGUGCGUGUGGGAGGAGGCUGGGAGACCUUUGAGAGUUACCUUCUGAAACACGACCCAUGUCGGAUGCUCCAGAUCUCCAGAGUGGAGGGGAAGACCUCUCCCAUGUCCUCCAAGGACCUCACCCCAGACAGCUACCUGGUGGUGGCAGCACACCACUGCAGCAACAAGUAAAGAUGGCCGCACCCCACCGCAGCAACAAGUAAAGAUGGCCGCACCCCACCGCAGCAACAAGUAAAGAUGGCCGCACACCACCGCAGCAACAAGUAAAGAUGGCCGCACACCACCGCAGCAACAAGUAAAGAUGGCCGCACACCACCGCAGCAACAAGUAAAGAUGGCCGCACACCACCGCAGCAACAAGUAAAGAUGGCCGCACACCACCGCAGCAACAAGUAAAGAUGGCCGCACACCACCGCAGCAACAAGUAAAGAUGGCCGCACACCACCGCAGCAACAAGUAAAGAUGGCCGCACACCACCGCAGCAACAAGUAAAGAUGGCCGCACACCACCGCAGCAACAAGUAAAGAUGGCCGCACACCACCGCAGCAACAAGUAAAGAUGGCCGCACCCCACCUCAGCAACGAGUAAAGAUGGCCGCACACCACCGCAGCAACAAGUAAAGAUGGCCGCACACCACCGCAGCAACAAGUAAAGAUGGCCGCACCCCACCUCAGCAACGAGUAAAGAUGGCCGCACACCACCGCAGCAACAAGUAAAGAUGGCCGCACACCACCGCAGCAACAAGUAAAGAUGGCCGCACACCACCGCAGCAACAAGUAAAGAUGGCCGCACACCACCGCAGCAACAAGUAAAGAUGGCCGCACACCACCGCAGCAACAAGUAAAGAUGGCCGCACACCACCGCAGCAACAAGUAAAGAUGGCCGCACACCACCGCAGCAACAAGUAAAGAUGGCCGCACACCACCGCAGCAACAAGUAAAGAUGGCCGCACACCACCGCAGCAACAAGUAAAGAUGGCCGCACACCACCGCAGCAACAAGUAAAGAUGGCCGCACCCCACCUCAGCAACGAGUAAAGAUGGCCGCACACCACCGCAGCAACAGGUAAAGAUGGCCGCACCCCACCUCAGCAAUAACUAAAGAUGGCCGCACACCACCGCAGCAACGAGUAAAGAUGGCCGCACCCCACCUCAGCUACGAGUAAAGAUGGCCGCACCCCCACCUCAGCUACGAGUAAAGAUGGCCGCACCCCACCGCAGCAACAAGUAAAGAUGGCCGCACACCACCGCAGCAACAAGUAAAGAUGGCCGCACACCACCGCAGCAACAAGUAAAGAUGGCCGCACACCACCGCAGCAACGAGUAAAGAUGGCCGCACCCCACCGCAGCAACAAG
Oncorhynchus tshawytscha (Chinook salmon) is the source of this 2548-nucleotide messenger RNA. RefSeq names its product growth arrest-specific protein 2-like. Gene Ontology annotation, molecular function: cytoskeletal adaptor activity; microtubule binding; actin filament binding. Gene Ontology annotation, cellular component: actin filament. Lineage: Eukaryota; Metazoa; Chordata; Actinopteri; Salmoniformes; Salmonidae. The record is from RefSeq and is a predicted model, not a curated record. The coding region runs from base 263 to 1366 and encodes 367 amino acids. Gene Ontology annotation, biological process: actin crosslink formation. The transcript has 9 exons.